This is a messenger RNA of Polychytrium aggregatum, 1255 nucleotides long. RefSeq lists its product as uncharacterized. Lineage: Eukaryota; Fungi; Chytridiomycota; Chytridiomycetes; Polychytriales. The record is from RefSeq and is a predicted model, not a curated record. Bases 125 to 1009 code for a protein of 294 amino acids. The transcript is spliced from 2 exons.
CCGACUGCCACCCCAAGUGCGAUAGUGCCUCUCGGACGAGCAUCGGCCCAGACUUGGCCCUCAUGUCCUUCGCACUGUGACCUCGCAAGACCUGGCCAAGUUCGAGCUGCAUCGGGUCAGCUCCAUGAACGUGAGCGAUGCCCGAGCCAUCCGCGCUUCUCAAAACCUCCACACCGACUCCUUCUCCAAGCCCGAGGGCCGCGCUUUGAGCACCGCAGAAAUGUACCCCGCAAAUCAGAACAUCUCCGGCACCGUCUAUUCCAGCGAGGAAGUGGUCGGGAAAAACUAUGUCGAGAGGGGCGCCCAGAUGUACGUGACCUUCGAUGCCUACCGCUUCAUCACCAAUCGCAUCCUCAACAUGAAUGCCUACUCCAUCAACACCCUCGAAAACUACUACAACAUCCUGCUGGAGAAGCGGAAUAUGGACGACCUCCAACGGCGCGAGCGGGUUGUCCGCCGGCUCUCGGGCCUGGAACGGCGGGCGAAUGAGUUGUCGGUCGAGUGCAAGAAGCUGUUCGAAGCCAGGUGCGCCCUUGAGAAGGAAAUGGUCGGCGUCCAGAAGAAAUGGGAGACGACGAUCCAGAUCCUGCGAGAGCUGAUGCUGAUGAACACCCAUCUUGCCGAGCUCAAGGUCCAGUACAAACCCGAGCGCAUUCGUGGAUCGCAGUACCUCGGAUCUCAUGCGAGUAUGUACAGCGGCAGCAACAUGAACUUGGGCAAGGGGACCUCGAGCCAAAGUCAGCUCGAAGGCUUUGGCUCCACUGGCGCAGCUCUGUCGAGACGAAAGAAGGAAUCCGACAGCCCCUCAAGCCAUGCCGGCGGACUGGCAAGCGGCUUCAACAUCUCAGGCAGCCGACAAGGAAGCUACUCCCACAGCCGGCAAAACAGCGUGCAAUACAGCCGGCCCAGCAGCCGCCAGGGCAGCCGAGUCGGGAGCCGGCGACAGAGCAUCAUUGGGGAGCUCGACAAUAUCCAGGAGCAGGCCUCCAGGGCGAAUCUCAAGGGCUGAGAUCGCAUCCCUCCUCCAAAUCCACCGGCGGCCAUUCUCUGCCCAAGGUAUUUGUAUUUGUAUUUGUAUUUGCGUUUUGUUCAACUUGCGGUCAACUCCACGGCGGCUCAAUGCAGAACAAUCAAAGACCCAUGUCGCCACUGAUGAUCAUUUUGGCGAGAGUCUCCGUGUCCGAAGUUGGAGCGGCCGAGGCGCUCUGCAGUAUUUCGUUCUGGCGAUCCACAAUGAAGCGGGGCAGCAGCGGGU